This is a messenger RNA of Prorocentrum cordatum, 1418 nucleotides long. NCBI's taxonomy places the organism in Eukaryota, Dinophyceae, Prorocentrales, Prorocentraceae. The record is from the annotation of a GenBank genome assembly.
GCCGCCGCCCCCGGCCGCGGGGGGCGGGCCGCCCGCGGGCGGGCCGCCCGGUGCAGCACCGGGCGUCGCCUCCGAGGGCCCCACGGCGGACGCACCCCCGGGCGCGGACCACAGCGAGAACCAGCGCUGCUUCCCGCCGUCGGGUGGGGCGCUGCCCUCGACGCUGUGGUGCUACUCCCUCAUGAUCCCCACCGACUACUACGAGUUGUCGCUGAUAAAGUGGCAGCACGAGCGACAGGUCAGCAUUUUCGCGUGCGACGGCUACGCAGUGUACAGCAGCGAUGAGACCGAAAUCUCGGACGACCUCGUGACGGCCAAGGUCGACAGCGACUUGAAGUGCGAGAAGGGUGGGGAGUUCGGCACGGCUCUGAACGUCGACAUCUUCUUCCAGGUGUGGAAGAAGGUGGUGAACGAUGGGGAUUACGCAGAUUAUGACUGGACUGUGAAAGCAGAUCCUGAUGCAGUGUUCUUCCCCGCGCGCCUCAAAUCGGUUCUCUUGGCGCACCCGAUCGUGCAGGGUGGUGUCUACUUGGUCAAUUGCCCCCGUGGAUUGCACGGUCCCGUUGAGGUAUUUUCAAGGGAAGCGGUUGAGAGAUUGUUCUACGGUUGGGAGCAGUGCACACAGCAUUUUACUCAACAGUGUUCGGGCGACUGCAUGUGGGGAGAAGACAUGUUCGCCGACCAAUGCUUGAGCAAGGUCCUCGGCGUGAGGUGCGAGCACGACACUAAGAUCCUCAUCGAGGAUGCCUGUGACCCGCCGCCAGGAUGGCUUGACUGCCCACCCAGCAUGGGGGAUGUCGUGUCCUUGCAUCCGUUCAAGACGCCUGAGCGGUACGAGGCCUGCAUGACCUCCUCGCAGAGGUGAUGUUGCUAUCCGGCGGCCUGCUCUAACGCACAUUCGGAGAUGCCGUGCCCAUUUAUACGUUUAAGAAAACGAAGUGGCACGAGCAGUGCAUGACAUCUGCGGACAGCAGAGGCCUUCGCUAUGAACCGGUUUCAACUUGGUCAUUGCCCAUGACGCCGUGGGCGUUGAUGAUAACUUUACGCCAGUAUCGUAACUGGCAAGUUUUCCUUGAACUUGAUCUUAGAUCUUAGACUGUGGUGGGCUCUGCAUCUUGGCUCCAGGGGGGCAGUCUCUGAGCCAAGAGACUUGCCGCACGUCACGAUUCACAGAUCCACAGCCACCGCAUACCCCAGGUUGUGUGUGCGCUUUCUUUAACGAGGGGAUGGAGGGGGGGGAGACACAGGUGAGUCCGCUUCUUGCACCGGGCCCGCAUCCCCGCGAUCCGGACAAAGUUGCAGGGUCGGGGGGGUCUGCGGCCCCCGCUCGGUCCAUCCAGCCGCGGCGAUUUCUCUUCAGCCUGCCUUGCCGCGCUGUCGCGUCGUUACCGCUAGACCGCUCUACUUGACUGCUGUGA